Durusdinium trenchii is the source of this 2320-nucleotide messenger RNA. Lineage: Eukaryota; Dinophyceae; Suessiales; Symbiodiniaceae. The record is from the annotation of a GenBank genome assembly.
GCGAGCCGGGCAUGCGAGCCGGGCAUGCGGCGACCGCAGAGCGCCGGGCUGCGGUUUUCGCGGCUCCGAGAGGCCGGCCCCGGGGGGGGCCGUCAGGAAGGCUUGGCUGAAGCAAUCGUGGCUGCAAGCACCGCGGCACAGUCCGCCCGAGCAGCAGCUGCCUUGGCAGGGCGAGGGCGUGAAGGGAGACCACUCCGAGGAUGUUCCGGCUGUCCGUUUGGUUGUUGGGCCGGGACCCACAGCUUCGUCCUCGAGCGCUGCCGUCCAUGAGGCUUGACAGCAAGAAGGAUGUGCCAGAGGCGUCACUUGGCAGCGCGCCAAGUCAAACUCACAAGGAUCCCAGGAGUGAGCAGGUCCGGCCUCAGACCCCUGUCAAGGCCAAGACGGCGCGAGGCCGACCCUGUUUGGAUGCGCUGGUGAUGGCGGCCCGAGCCGCGGCGGCCACUACACUGGCGGGAGUUCCGUCCACAUCUGGAGAUCUCCUCCCAGUGGACUUCUUUGAUGUAGGCCCAAGUUCGCCCACCUGGGGCUUACCGAGGCCGCGCACAUCCGAGAAGAAGACAAAAGACAACGCCAGUUCUGGAGGCAGCGCCACCACAGCUCGAGAGGACUCCAUACCGCUUGGAGCUCCGCCUCCCAGCGCCAGCGCGGGCCGUGCGGGCUUUGACAGGGAGGCUCCCAGGCGCCCUGAUGCGAUGGCCUCGCUGGCCGAGGUCGGCGCGGUGCUGAGCGCCGUGCCCAGCAGGCACCGCGAGGUGCGGCAGGGCUUCGGUCGCUUGUCGUCGGGGAUGGCAGGUGGACCUGCGUUUCUUUCUGCCAUCCCCGAGGACCUCCUGGUACAGGUGCUCUCAGGAAGUUUAGCCUCUGAGCCGCUGGCGUGCUUGGCGCAAGCCUCGCGGAAGAUGAAGGCCAUCGCCAAGGUGGUGGCUUUGCAGCGCUUGCUGGAACACGUCGAGAACGAGGAGGCCGUGACGCGGAUGCCCUCCACGCCGGCACCGCCGGUGGGACCCGCCUGCCCAUUGCAUCGCUUGUUUCUGCAGGAGCGCACGGAAGCCUUGCUUCGGCCCAGCAUGGGAGUGCUUUGGCAGCCCUUGGUCUUGGCAUCAGGCCGACAAAGAGCUGAGGGAGGCAUCGAGCAGCUCGAGGAGCUCUUCCACUGCGGAGGCGGCUCCCAUCCUCUUCUGCUCUGCCCACGACAACGACCCCUGAUCCGGUCGGUGAGUUGUGGCAAGGACCACUUGUUGCUCUUGGACCACGCAGGGCAUGCUUGGGCCAUGGGUGAUCCAUGGGCCUCUGGCGUAGCUUGGCCUUCCGAAAGUGAGGAGACCGCCCGUCUGGAGACGAAGCCGGCGCCGCUCACGAGGGCGACUCCCUUGCAGGUGCUAUGGACGGUGCCUUGGCACGGUGGCCUGUGGCAAUGGGCACAGCAUCGCCAUGAGCCGCGAGGGGGACCUCUAUCUCUGGGGACGAGCCUUGGAUCAGGAGACCACACGUCUGACGUCGUACCGGCGGCCCAGCAAGGCCAGCUUCCCCAUCUUGGCCUGCGACAUUGCUGCGGGCGACAGUCAUGUGGCGGCUGUCUGUUGGACUGGGGCGGCGUAUUUUUGGGGCGAGAACCAUCAUGGCCAGUGUGCUCGCGAUCCGAAAGUCAUUCCAAUCCCCUGUUUGGAGGCCCAACUGCUGGUCCGAGCACCUGCUCGCGCUGCUGGUGGCCUCCAAAACGUGCACGCAUGGCGGGUGGCUUGUGGCAGGUAUCACACGGCGGUGUUAAGCACCGGUGGCGCCGCUUUCACCUUUGGCGACGGACUCUCGGGGCAGCUGGGGCGCCGGCCCGAGGAAGGCAGCGAAGGUUGGAAGCCGACCCAAGUCACGGCCUUUCCGGAGGGUGUGCAAAGCAGCCUACUGGUUCAGGUGGCGUGUGGAGACGACCACACGAUCUGCCUCACAGAGUUCGGGCAACUACUCACCUUCGGCGGAGGUGAGCAGGGCCAGCUGUGCAUGGGAGGCUGCCGUAGCCAUCGCCUGCCAGCUCUGGUGCGGCAAAUGCAUGGUGUGCGGGAGGUCGUGGCUGGCGGCCAUUGGACCUUGCUCCGCUGCGGCGAACGGAAGGUCUUCUUCGCCGGUCGCCCCACCCUGCGCGAAGGCAGGCGGACCACCGGCGGUGUCACCAUCCAAUCGUGGCAGGCAAAUCGUGGCCUGAGGGUGAUAUUUUGUCGACCGAGUCUGUGAGGAAAUGCGCGAGACAUGGCAUGUUUCAGCGAAGUGGAAGGGUUGCUCACUAAGUAAGGGAUACUAAGUAAGGGAUGCAGAUCUAGGGAAG